UUGAUCUGAUUGUCCGAUCCUGCCCACAUCUGGACAGGAGUUUGCGGCUCUGACGAAGGAGCUGAACUUGUGUCGGGAGCAGCUACUGGAACGGGAGGAAGAAAUUGCGGAGCUGAAGGCAGAGCGGAACAAUACUCGGCUUCUCCUAGAACACCUGGAGUGCCUGGUGUCCAGGCACGAGAGGUCACUGCGUAUGACUGUGGUAAAGCGCCAGGCCCAGUCCCCAGGAGGGGUCUCUUCCGAGGUGGAGGUACUCAAGGCUCUAAAAUCCCUCUUCGAGCACCACAAGGCCCUGGAUGAGAAGGUCCGGGAGCGGCUGCGAAUGGCGCUGGAGCGGGUGGCAGUGCUAGAGGAAGAGUUGGAGCUGAGCAAUCAGGAGACUCUGAGCCUUCGAGAGCAGCUGUCUAGGCGCCGGUCGGGGCUAGAGGAGCCCGGCAAGGAUGGGGAUGGGCAGACUCUUGCCAAUGGCCUGGGUCCUGGUGGGGAUUCGAACCGGCGCACGGCAGAGCUGGAGGAGGCCCUGGAGCGGCAGCGGGCGGAGGUGUGCCAGCUGCGGGAGCGCCUGGCGGUGUUGUGCCGCCAGAUGAGCCAGCUGGAGGAGGAGCUGGGCACGGCCCACCGCGAGCUGGGUAAGGCCGAGGAAGCUAACUCCAAGCUCCAGCGCGACCUCAAGGAGGCGCUGGCGCAGCGGGAGGAUAUGGAGGAGCGGAUCACAACGCUAGAGAAGCGCUACCUGAGUGCCCAGCGAGAGGCCACGUCUCUGCACGACGCCAACGACAAGUUGGAAAACGAGCUGGCCAGCAAGGAGUCGCUGUACCGGCAGAGUGAAGAGAAGAGCCGUCAGCUGGCCGAGUGGCUGGACGACGCUAAGCAGAAGCUGCAGCAGACGCUGCAGAAGGCGGAGACCUUGCCGGAGAUAGAGGCCCAGCUGGCCCAGCGAGUGGCAGCGCUCAACAAGGCUGAGGAACGUCAUGGGAAUUUUGAGGAGAGGCUUCGGCAGCUGGAGGCCCAGUUGGAGGAGAAGAACCAGGAGCUGCAGCGGGCCCGGCAGCGGGAGAAGAUGAACGAUGACCACAAUAAGCGGCUGUCCGAGACAGUGGACAAGCUGCUGAGUGAGUCCAACGAACGGUUGCAGCUUCACCUCAAGGAGCGCAUGGGGGCACUGGAGGAGAAGAACUCACUAAGCGAGGAGAUCGCCAACAUGAAGAAGCUUCAGGAUGAGCUGCUGCUCAACAAGGAGCAGCUCUUGGCGGAGAUGGAGCGGAUGCAGAUGGAGAUUGACCAGCUGCGGGGGAGGCCACCAUCCUCCUACUCCAGAUCUCUCCCUGGCAGUGCCCUGGAGCUCCGUUACUCCCAGGCACCCACGUUACCUUCUGGCGCCCACCUGGACCCCUAUGGGGCUGGCAGUGGCCGGGCAAGCAAGAGGGGUCGCUGGUCAGGGGUCAAAGAUGAGCCCUCUAAGGAGUGGGAGCGGUCUGCCCCUGCGGGGUCCAUGCCACCUCCAUUCCCUGGGGAGCUGGAUGGCUCAGAUGAGGAGGAGGCGGAGGGGAUGUUUGGAGCUGAGUUGCUAUCUCCCAGUGGGCAAGCUGAUGUGCAGACACUGGCCAUCAUGCUUCAGGAGCAGCUGGAGGCCAUCAACAAAGAGAUCAAGUUAAUCCAAGAGGAGAAGGAGACAACAGAACAGAGGGCAGAAGAGCUGGAGAGCCGGGUGUCUGGCUCGGGCCUGGACUCACUGGGCCGCUACCGCAGUAGCUGCUCACUGCCCCCCUCCCUCACCACCUCUACCCUUGCCAGCCCCUCCCCUCCCAGCUCUGGCCACUCAACACCCCGUCUGGCACCCCCUAGCCCUGCCCGUGAGGGCACCGACAAAGCUAAUCAUGCCCCCAAGGAGGAAGCUGGGGCUCCACGAAUGGAGGGACCAGCAAUCCCAGGAGACACCCCACCUCCCACUCCUCGUUCUGCCCGCCUUGAGAGAAUGACCCAGGCCUUGGCAUUGCAGGCGGGAUCCCUGGAAGAUGGAGGGCCCUCACGGGGAAGUGAGGGCACCCCAGAUUCCCUGCACAAAGCUCCCAAGAAGAAGAGCAUCAAGUCAUCCAUAGGCCGUCUCUUUGGCAAGAAAGAGAAGGGGCGAAUGGGACCACCAGGUCGGGACAGCUCUUCUCUGGCUGGAACACCCUCAGACGAGACAUUGGCCACUGACCCUCUGGGGCUAGCCAAGCUGACAGGCCCAGGAGACAAGGACCGAAGGAACAAGAGGAAGCAUGAACUUCUGGAAGAGGCCUGCCGUCAGGGCCUGCCUUUUGCUGCCUGGGAUGGGCCCACUGUGGUCUCCUGGCUAGAGCUGUGGGUAGGCAUGCCUGCAUGGUAUGUGGCCGCCUGCCGGGCCAACGUCAAGAGUGGUGCCAUCAUGGCCAACUUGUCAGACACGGAGAUCCAGCGCGAGAUCGGCAUCAGCAACCCACUGCACCGGCUCAAGCUGCGCCUCGCUAUCCAGGAGAUGGUCUCACUCACCUCACCCUCCGCUCCUGCCUCCUCCCGCACUUCCACAGGAAACGUGUGGAUGACACAUGAAGAGAUGGAGUCCCUUACCGCGACGACCAAGCCUAUCCUGGCAUAUGGCGACAUGAACCAUGAAUGGGUGGGGAACGACUGGCUGCCCAGCCUGGGGCUGCCCCAGUACCGCAGCUACUUCAUGGAGUCGCUGGUGGAUGCCCGAAUGUUAGAUCAUCUUAACAAGAAGGAGCUCCGGGGCCAACUCAAGAUGGUGGACAGCUUCCACAGGGUGAGUCUGCAUUACGGGAUCAUGUGCCUGAAACGGCUCAACUAUGACCGGAAGGACUUGGAGCGGAGGCGGGAAGAGAGUCAGACCCAGAUCCGAGACGUGAUGGUGUGGUCCAAUGAGCGGGUCAUGGGUUGGGUGUCCGGGCUGGGCCUGAAGGAAUUCGCCACGAACCUCACGGAGAGCGGGGUGCACGGGGCGCUGCUCGCCCUGGACGAGACCUUCGACUACUCUGACCUGGCCUUGCUCCUGCAGAUCCCCACACAGAAUGCACAGGCCCGGCAGCUCUUGGAGAAGGAAUUCAGCAACCUCAUCUCCUUGGGCACAGACAGGCGGCUGGAUGAGGCCAAACUUCUGGGAGUUCCCGGGCAGACGGCGUUUCUGUCCGGACCUAUUCCUGCUAGUGUACGCCUCCAGGUGAGGGCUGUACUGGGCGCUCUUGGGGUUCUGGGCGGCACAAUGGAUCUUCACAGCUGCACGCACUGCCUGGCGUCAAUGCAGGUGACCUCACUCGGACGGAAAAACCUUUCAGAGGCUGGGCUGUUUCCCCUCCUGCCCAGAGUAUGGUCUCGCCGGGGAGAGCUUGCUGGGGAGCUCACGCCGCGGACUGGACCAUCUGUACAGACAAGCGGGGAAUGCUGGUCCCUGCCUCACAAAUGGACUGGGCCUGGACCAAACCACAUGCACUGGACUGAGAGGGGGGAAGAAGAAGGCAGGAAGAAAUCCCGCCCCAAACUUUCGCCUCCCUUUCCUCUUCUUUGUAAUUUAUUGAUCAGUUUCCGAUGGGAGAUGGGUGCCCUUUCCCCGCGGGAAGGGGGCGGAGCUUCCCUCCCGGGCCGCAUGCGGGGAGAGGCUGCCCCCUCCCCUUCCUUCCCAGUCGCGGGGCCCAAGUCGUCCUUCUUCAUCCGAAAGGAGGGGAGGGGGGACUCGCUGCUAAAAGCCUCGCCCUUUGUGCCACUCAGCCCUGCCCCGCGGCGUCCGGUCGCUGGUGCCUGGGGUCAGCCGCGGGCGGGGUUCCCUCUCUCUCCCCAGUGUCUCGUGUCCCCGAGGCCCCUCCGCCCCCCGUGCUGUGGCCGUGUCCGUGCCCCGGGGGGCGGUUAGGGGGUGCAGAACUGCGUUCCCCGUUCCGCUCCAGCUCCGGGGUUUGCAUGGGAGAAUCCUCUUUCCACGAUGCCGCUGGGCGACGUGGCGUGGGGAGAGGAAAGACGGUGGGGGAGCCCUCGCCCCCGACUCUUGGUCGGCCUCCCUGCCCCAGGCGUCACUCAGUGAUCACGGGUAAAGAGAACUGUUUCAAAAA
Molecule: messenger RNA, 4076 nt
Organism: Kogia breviceps (pygmy sperm whale)
Lineage: Eukaryota; Metazoa; Chordata; Mammalia; Artiodactyla; Physeteridae
Source: RefSeq, a predicted model, not a curated record